This is a messenger RNA of Oenanthe melanoleuca, 672 nucleotides long. It is a transcript of the gene CRYBA4, whose product is annotated as crystallin beta A4. The record is from RefSeq and is a predicted model, not a curated record. The transcript is spliced from 5 exons. Gene Ontology annotation, biological process: visual perception; lens development in camera-type eye. Lineage: Eukaryota; Metazoa; Chordata; Aves; Passeriformes; Muscicapidae. Gene Ontology annotation, molecular function: structural constituent of eye lens. Bases 1 to 591 code for a protein of 196 amino acids.
AUGACCCACCGCUGCAAGAAAUCCUCCGGUCUCUGGAAGAUCGUGGUGUGGGAUGAGCCUUUCUUCCAGGGCAAGAAGCACGAGUUCACCACCGACUGCUACAGCACCCUGGAGCACGGCUUCAGCACCGUGCGCUCCUGCAAGAUCGAGAGCGGGGCGUGGGCAGGCUUCGAGCACUGCGGCUUCCAGGGGCAGCAGUUCGUGCUGGAGCGCGGCGAGUACCCGUGCUGGGAGGCGUGGAGCGGCAGCAAUGCCUACCAUGUGGAGAGGAUGUGCUCCUUCCGCCCCGUCGCCUGCGCCGACCACGGACGGAGCAGGUUGAUGCUCUUUGAGCAGGAGAACUUCCAGGGCAAGCGGGCAGAGAUGAGCGACGACUGCCCCUCGCUGCCCGCCCUGGGCUGGGGCAGCAGCACCGUGGGCUCCUUCCUCGUCCGCUCGGGCGCGUGGGUCUGCUCGCAGUACCCGGGCUACCGGGGCUUCCAGUACCUCCUGGAGAGCGACAGCCCCGCGGGCGAGUACAAGCACGUGCGGGAGUGGGGGUCCCACGCGCAGACGGGCCAGGUCCAGUCCAUCCGCAGGGUCCAGCAGUGAGCGCGGCCCCGCAGCCCCCGCGCCCGGGCACCGUCCGUCUGUCCCGCGGGCGGCGGGGACAAAGCUCAAUAAAGGCUCAAG